Molecule: messenger RNA, 2760 nt
Organism: Lodderomyces beijingensis
Lineage: Eukaryota; Fungi; Ascomycota; Pichiomycetes; Serinales; Debaryomycetaceae
Source: the annotation of a GenBank genome assembly
AUGAACGGACAGGGUACGCGAAAUCAACAAGAGGACUCCAAUGCAACACCCGUGGCACAACUGGGGUUGCCCAACCCGGCAUCAGAUGAAAACCCCCACCAGCAUCACCUCCAUCCACACCAGAACAACAACAGCAGCUGCAAAUUACCACCUCCCGUCACAGUCACAGGCCAGUAUGAAAUGCUGAAUCACCCGUUCAUUUUACCAAGCAUCAACGAGCUCCAUGCUGACCGCGGACACCAAAAUCCAGUGCCGUUGAAUGCGUAUUUGCAGCAGGAUCUCGGCCACGGAAUGAUCCCCACGCAUGUCGACAUGACCGACCACGAUGCACAACUAAACAACAAGCCCAAGAGACAGCGAAGGAGCUACAGUUGUGGUCCUUGCAAAUUGCUAAAGAUCAAGUGCGAUUUGCAAAUCCCGUGUGCCUCGUGCAAGAAGUUCAAGAGAGUCGGCCGUUGCAUGAUGCAGCCGCCACAACCACCGUCGCAGGAGGAAAUGAGCAAAAUCAAGGAGAGAAAGAAACGAACUCUAAGCAAGAAAUUGAAAACAGGCGAAGUUUCAAAUGAACGAGACACGAGCGCAUCGGCAGUGGCCAACAAUGGAGGCGUGGGGACGGAGUCUCCCGAUCAACAGAAGCUGUUGCAACUCCCAACGUCGUCGGCAUCAGCGUCGGCGUUUGGCAACGCGCGAGGCCAAUUUUCAACCCACCCUAUAUCCAAUAUUAUUUCCUUUGAAGAUAGUUCGGCAGCCACCUCUGCAAACCGUGUGCGGGAAAUGGGAGCUCCCGACGAGUUUUUGUUGGAUUCGCUUUUGCAAUUGGAUAUGCAACGCUCGGUCGAGCUCAAUAUGGUGGAUGUAAAGAGAAUUAAAAGGCUCCUACCUAACAAGUUUAAAUUCUUUGAGCGGGUUUUCAACUUUUUUUUAAAGACAAUAGAUGCAGUUCACAUUGACACUCAAAACUUUGACGAGAUUCUCCACCAGUCGAGGCUCGUAUAUGACAAAUUGACAAGCAUCGAUGACGAGGAUGUGAGAAAUAUUGCUCGCAACUUUACUUUUAACUUUGUCGAAAUACGUCACUUGUCGUUGUUCUUUUUAAUCUUGGUCAAUGUUUACAUAUUCGAAAACUGGGAGUUGAAACACUUUUUGCUUGACUUUCGACAUAUUUACCAAAGGGAUGAGCUCUUGUCGGAUUGGAUGAAAGCAGCCAAGUUCUUAAAGUCCAAGGUGCUAUCCUACGAUUCGUUAACAGACAUACAGUAUUUGAUGGACUGGUAUCUCAUCAUCAAAAACUACUACACGUAUGACGACUCCCUUGUUGAACACUAUUUGGAAUUCAACAACCUCCUCAGCUACAUUGUGUUGAAUAAUGAUUUUAUUGCGUUGAUGGACGAGCCCAUGGAAACUUUAUCCACAAUUUCGACCCCUACUGAGGAGACUCCCAAUGACAGCGACGAAAAAUUAUCACGACCAACUUCCAACUACCCCACCUCGCAAGAGUUUACAACGUUGGCCAAGUACUGGUUGCAAGUGAAGCUAACUGAAAUCGACUUUGCCUUUUUCCAGUACAAAGGGUCGAUGUUGGUUUUCAACCAGUUCAAAAACACCAUUGUGCCGCACAGGGAAAUCCUACUGGAGUUGUAUGGACCGGAUUCCAAGAUGAUGAAAAACCCCUUGGGCAGAUUUUUUAUUGAGCUGUGUGGAACCUAUUACCGGAAACCGGGGCAUGCGACAGAUCUCAAGGGGAUCAUCAGGAAAUAUUUGACUUUUUACAGCGAUUUCUUAUUGCUCACCACGAGAGAACUUGGGAACGUGGAAUCGAUACUAACAGCUGAAGUCCAAUCGGGCCAAACACGAGAACUUACCCUUUUUGAUUGCCAAACGCUACUCAAAAAUCAAAAAAUGUUGCUUACUUUUAUCCAAUGGUUAUCAUUUGUUCGAAUCGAAUCGAACCACUUCCCCAGUUUGAGAUACGCCUCGUACCUCACGAGCAUGAUGAACAUUUUUAAUCAUGCAAUCUUGCUAGACCAGAUCUCCGGGGGCAAGCUAUAUGACACCAUGAUGGAGAAUGUUUCGCUCAUUGAAAUGAGACGUUUUUACCAGAGUUUAAUCUACCAGGGCUUUUUUUUGAUUUUGAUAAAAUACGCAAUUUCACUAGCUCCAAGCUCUUCUCACCCUCAUCCUCCCUCAUCAUCCUCAUCAUCGUCAUCAUCAUCCUCAUCAUCAUCAUCAUCAUCAUCAUCCCACGGGCAGGCGACAAAUUCUCGAGUUGAUGUUUCGAAAUUUUACCCCACCAUGCUCAAAUCGUUCCAAAUAAUGAGAAAAAAAUUCGUAACGGACCCAAGCGAAAUAGCCAAGUGCACUUUUUCGCCAAUCUUCAAGAAAACUGCCGGGAUUCUCGAACAAUAUGAUCGAAUAUUGACCGACGAGUCAUUCAAAUUCCACGACAACUCCGAGUUUCACGAAGUGUCUGAAAUCAUCAACAUUAUAGAGUCGGUGUUCACGUCGCACUUAUGGAGCUGCUUGGCCGAUACGUAUUUUGGCGCUAGAGAUAACAUGUGCCGGUACGCGGAAAAGGCAUGGGACCUACUCUUGCAUCUCAAGGAAGAAGCCGUGGAAGAGAUUGAUCAUGCAUACAUCACCCCCGAGAUAAGGUUUGACGACGCGUUCAUGAUGCUGCAUCUGGGUAAAUUGACAGGGUUUGUAUUUGACGAUGUUAUCAUCGACCAAUACAUUAAGCUUAACGUGGAGCCAAACAUUUAG